AUGUCGAAUCCGCUAAUGGACGAUCCUCUUCCAUACCUAAACCACCCCAACCGCUCCUCCUCCUCCUCUUCCUCCCCUGUGGAGGUUUCCGAUCCCGACAGUUCCCUCCUUGACACCCCACAAAUCGGCAGCGCCUCCGGCAGUUUCCAGAACGAGGAAUUUCUUGCCGGAGGCGGUUUCGAUGCCGGAUUGAUUAACGAGGCUGAUUAUGGAUUUUUCCGCCCCGAUUUCCGACAGGGCUCGCUUGUGGGAACCGUUGAUCUCUACGACCGCCAUGUUUUUCUUUGUUACAAGAACCCACAGGUCUGGCCUCCGCGAAUUGAGGCCGCGGAGUUCGAUCGGCUACCCAGGCUUCUUGCUGCCGCUUUGACUGCUCGGAAAGCUGAUAUGAAGAGACAGACCCGCUUAACAAUAUGUGAGGGACGUGAUGGAACUGAGACAUCAAAUGGCGAUGUGUUAAUCUUUCCAGACAUGAUCAGAUACAGGAGAUUAACACAUUUUGAUGUCGACACAUUUGUUGAGGAAGUGUUCGUUAAGGAUGGUGAGUGGUUGCCUGGAAGCCCAGAAGCUCUAAGAGGUUGGUACAUCUUUGUAUGUUGCCAUGGUACAAGGGAUAGACGAUGCGGAAUUUGUGGACCUUCCGUGAUUAGCAGAUUCAAAGAUGAGAUAGAGUCUCGUGGUCUGCAAGGUAAAGUGUCCGUCAGCCCAUGCUCACACAUUGGAGGGCACAAGUAUGCUGGAAAUGUGAUCAUAUUUGGACCAAAUGGUAAAAAAGAAGUCACGGGUCACUGGUAUGGAUAUGUUAUGCCUGAUGAUGUACCUGUUUUGCUGGAACAGCAUAUUGGGAAAGGAGAAAUUGUAGAUUGUCUAUGGAGGGGACAGAUGGGAUUAUCAGAAGAAGACCAGAAAAAAUCGCAGGAACUAAGGCUACAGGUACAUAGUGGGACCAAUGUGGAAACAAGCAUAAAUGACUCAACACAAACAAAUGAGGCGAGUGCAAAUAUGUUUGGAUCUCAUUUGGAGGGCACAAGAUGUUGUCAAGCAAAUGAAGGCUCCCCUUGCUGUCAAAACCCUACUUUUCAAGAAAAGGAGGGUUCUGAUUUAUCCAAGAGGGCAGCAAAACUUACAGACGAAAUGAAGAACUCCAAGAAGCAAGUUUCUCAAAGCAAUAGUGGCAAAAGAGCUGGCACUAGGAAGGUGUGCUCGAUGCCUACAUGGUAUGAAUGCUGGGAGCGUGAAGACACCUAUACUGCACUUGCUGUUAUAGGCGCUGCUAUGUCAGUUGCCUUUGCCUAUAACUGCUACAAGCAGUUGGGCUAA
Molecule: messenger RNA, 1320 nt
Organism: Fraxinus pennsylvanica
Lineage: Eukaryota; Viridiplantae; Streptophyta; Magnoliopsida; Lamiales; Oleaceae
Source: the annotation of a GenBank genome assembly